Messenger RNA from Rhagoletis zephyria (snowberry fruit fly), 2097 nucleotides. Its product is annotated as arg8-vasotocin receptor-like. Gene Ontology annotation, cellular component: plasma membrane. NCBI's taxonomy places the organism in Eukaryota, Metazoa, Arthropoda, Insecta, Diptera, Tephritidae. The record is from RefSeq and is a predicted model, not a curated record. Gene Ontology annotation, molecular function: corazonin receptor activity. Gene Ontology annotation, biological process: neuropeptide signaling pathway.
UACUAGUCUAAAAAGCGUUUUUUUUUAAUACGAAAAUAUGUUCAAGCAACCAAAGUUUUAAGUUCUCAUAUCAGCAUAAGAGAAAUAAGAAAUCACACAAAAGAACUAUUUAAAUGGAAAGUGAAAGCCUUUCAGAACCACGCAUUUCGCAUCUAUUAACGGAAGCCUUAAGCCGACUUGUUGUUGUUGACAAUCUAACCAACACUCAGGAAUAUUACGUCAAAAAUGUCACGAGCGCGACGAUGCCUGCAGCAACUGCUGCCACAACAGUGCAUUCAGCUGCCUCUCUGCCGCAUUUGACGGAGAUCUUCUUCACAAUUCCACCAGAUGCGUCGUUGGAUAAUGUUACAUUAUUCCCACUGCUGGUGGACAGCAGGCAGCAAACAACAAUGUCAGAGAACAAUGACAGCCACAUACUUCAAUUGGCACACGCUCCCCAACUAUCUGCGUCGACGAUGAUAAAGGUUUAUGUGUUGGCUGUAAUGGCGGUGCUAUCGUUUUUUGGCAACCUGCUCACCAUGUGGAACAUCUAUAAAACGCGCAUUCGACGCAGAAGCUCACGACACACUUGGAGCGCUAUUUAUUCGCUAAUAUUCCAUUUAUCGAUUGCCGAUUUGUUGGUGACUGGCUUUUGCAUUGUUGGCGAAGCCGCCUGGUUUUACACGGUGCGAUGGCUGGCCGAUGAAUUGACAUGCAAAUUGGUUAAGCUCUUCCAAAUGUUUAGCCUGUAUUUGUCAACGUAUGUGCUGGUCCUGAUUGGUGUGGAUCGCUGGAUAGCCGUUAAAUAUCCAAUGAAAUCGUUAAAUAUGGCUAAAAGAUGCUAUCGGCUGCUGGGCGGUACAUACGUGCUAUCAUUCCUGCUAAGUCUGCCUCAGUUUUUCAUAUUUCAUGUGGCGCGAGGACCAUUCGUGGAGGAGUUUCAUCAAUGUGUGACGCAUGGCUUCUAUACGGCACAUUGGCAGGAGCAAUUGUAUACAACAUUUACGCUGGUCUUCACAUUUCUACUGCCGCUUUGUAUCCUCUUCGGCACCUAUGCGUCUACCUUUCGGACGAUUUCAAGCAGUGAAAAAAUGUUCCUCGGUCCAAAGCUGGUACCCAAUUCGAGCGUAAACUCUAUGCAGACAAAUCGCCAACGCAUAAUUCACAAGGCUAAAAUGAAGUCGCUACGAAUUUCGUUUGUAAUAAUCAUUGCAUUUCUCAUCUGUUGGACACCAUAUUAUGUUGUGAUGGUUACGCUGAUGUUUCUCAAUCCAGAUAAAAAGCUCAGCGAAGGAUUAGUUUCGGCCAUAUUUGUUUUUGGCAUGUCAAACAGCUUGGUGAAUCCGCUGAUUUACGGCGCCUUCCAUCUGCAUCCUAUGAAACGAAAAGCGAGUCAAAAAAGUGGAAAUGCCGCCUACAGCCUAAACAGGGCUGACUCACAGCGAAAUCCGUCCAUAUUGACUGCUGUUACACAAAUUGACUGCAACGUCGUGCGACAUACCCGCAUCAACCGCCAGCCCAGCUACUACCGAACGCACAGCAGCGGCAGUGCUUCCAAGGAGCAAGUCAGCUUGCUGCAAAUGACUCGUGACACCACCGCCAUUGUACAUAAAUUUAACUCGAGUUCCGAACGCAAUUCACCACUGCUCUCCUCACAACAACAAACACACUCGAUGAAUAUAACCUGCAAUGAAAUGGAAGAAAUUGACGCGAAUGCGGGUGAUGCGACAAAAGCAGAUGUCGUCGAUUCACACAGCAUACCGGUCGCAUACAGCUACAAAAACUUUAAGCCAGCUAAUUCAUGCGCGAGAAGUUCCGAAACCGUCACAAGUGCGGCCGGUAAUCGUAUGCUUUCACCAUCGCAAAGGACACCUGCGUCCGAGGGAAGCGAACCGUAUAGAUCUGUGUGUGCGGCGCAUAAUUCUAAGACUAAGAUGAAUACGGAUGAGUGUGUGUCUAGUGUAUAAGUGCCAUUUGCAUACGAAAUACUUUACGAGAAAAAAACGUUCCUUAUCUAGAUGUUGUACGUUGGCAUAGUACAUUGUAUGUGUUUGCAUGCAUGUAUAUUAGGGUGGUCCUUAAAUGUUGAGAAGCAAAUUUUUACAACAGAUUUCCUAA